CUUUUUGUCUUUCUGCACCUUGCCGCAGCCGCCGGGUGGUGGCAGCAGAGGGCGACGUCCCGCUGGAAGCUGUUGUCUUUAGACGCAGAAGAAGACUCGUUCUUUCUCGCUUCCCCUCGUUAACGAUAUCUUCAGGCGAUGGCUCCUCGUAAAGGAAAGGAGAAGAAGGAGGAGCAGGUGAUUAGUUUGGGUCCUCAGGUGGCCGAGGGAGAAAACGUCUUCGGAGUUUGCCACAUCUUUGCCUCCUUCAAUGACACCUUUGUCCACGUCACAGACCUCUCUGGAAAGGAAACGAUCUGCCGCGUGACUGGCGGGAUGAAGGUGAAGGCGGACAGAGAUGAGUCGUCUCCGUAUGCUGCCAUGUUGGCGGCUCAAGAUGUUGCUCAGCGCUGCAAAGAGCUCGGAAUUACAGCGCUGCACAUCAAACUCAGAGCCACUGGAGGCAACCGGACAAAGACUCCUGGACCCGGGGCUCAGUCUGCUCUCAGAGCUCUUGCUCGGUCUGGAAUGAAGAUUGGACGCAUCGAGGACGUCACUCCGAUCCCGUCAGACUCCACCAGGAGGAAGGGCGGUCGCCGCGGACGCCGUCUGUAGAUGGCAGUGUUUAUUCACCAAUAAAAUGUUUAAA
Messenger RNA from Thalassophryne amazonica, 628 nucleotides. RefSeq names its product ribosomal protein S14 (gene rps14). Lineage: Eukaryota; Metazoa; Chordata; Actinopteri; Batrachoidiformes; Batrachoididae. Gene Ontology annotation, cellular component: cytosolic small ribosomal subunit; ribosome. The transcript has 5 exons. Bases 139 to 594 code for a protein of 151 amino acids. Gene Ontology annotation, biological process: maturation of SSU-rRNA from tricistronic rRNA transcript (SSU-rRNA, 5.8S rRNA, LSU-rRNA); translation; ribosomal small subunit assembly. Gene Ontology annotation, molecular function: small ribosomal subunit rRNA binding; mRNA 5'-UTR binding; structural constituent of ribosome. The record is from RefSeq and is a predicted model, not a curated record.